Messenger RNA from Fundulus heteroclitus (mummichog), 3110 nucleotides. RefSeq names its product proline rich 35 (gene prr35). Gene Ontology annotation, molecular function: protein binding; transmembrane signaling receptor activity. The record is from RefSeq and is a predicted model, not a curated record. Gene Ontology annotation, biological process: toll-like receptor signaling pathway; immune response. The transcript is spliced from 7 exons. Gene Ontology annotation, cellular component: membrane. Lineage: Eukaryota; Metazoa; Chordata; Actinopteri; Cyprinodontiformes; Fundulidae. Bases 157 to 2901 code for a protein of 914 amino acids.
CGUAAAAAGAGGAUGUGACAUGUUUUCAGAAGUGGCAUCAGUCUCUAUAAAUGAAGGGCAGUCAUGCGCUGAACACAGGAGGAGAAGGAGAUAACUUCUAACUUCCUCUUGCCGAAACGGUUCGUCUGCCUUUUAGUUUUGGCGAAGGUUGCAAAGAUGGCGCCAGUGGCUCUUCUUCUUCUUCUGCUGCUGCUAAACGUCUCGGCCUGCAGCGGGUUUGGCUUCAGGAGCUGCACUCAGAAUUACGGCGAUUCAAGAUGGAUGUGGUGCUUCAACCGAGGGAUCGUUAACAUUUCUGAAGUGGUCAGGAUGUUCCCUGAGAACACAACUUUAAUCAACUUGUCCAAAAACGAGAUCAGAGCCGUCCCGCCUGGCUCGUUUGCUCACUUCGCGGGACUCAAACAUCUGGACCUGAACCAAAACAAGCUGCUUUUUCUGAGAGGUGAGGAGUUCAGAGGCCUUCACCUCAUGCAGUUUCUCAACCUCAGCUGUAACCAAAUCUCCCACAUCCACUCGGACACGUUUAAGGGACUCGUCAGUCUGAACGUCCUUCUCCUCAGCCAAAACAACCUUUCCAGUGUCUCCGGCCUCCUCUUUAAUCUCCUCCCUGCCAUCCAAGCGGUGGAUCUGUCCUUCAACGCGUUAAAGUCCUUCAGCUGUGAAGAAUGCGGCGGCUCCUCAACGCUGGAAUAUCUGAACGUCUCGGUGAACCACAUCCAGGAGGUGAACGUCAGCUGCUUUCCUGCCCUGAAGUACAUCAAGCUGUCCAACAACUCAGAGCUGGAGCUGCAGCCGGAUGUGUUUGAAUCAAAUCAGCAGCUGAGGACUCUGCUCCUUGUGUCGGUUAAACUAGAAGCUCUGAUGGGGCUUUCGCCGCAGACGAAGAGAAAUCUCUCCCACGUAUCCUUCUCCAUGUUAGCCGAGAAGUCUCCGUGGACGAUCUGUGACGUGCUCAGAGGAAUGGACCACAUCUCCAAAGUGCAGGUCGACUUAAAAGGAUCUAAGUUACCUCAGAGCAACGUCAGCCUGCUGGACUGUCCCACCCCGACCACGCUGAUAUUCAUGGAGGCUAAAUUAGGGAAUGUCGCUCGUCUGUCUUCAGGGAGGAGAAGCACCAGUAAACUUUGUCUCACCAACUGUGGAUUAAAGCAGAUAUCCAAUUCAACGUUUGAGGGUUUUGCGGCGCUGAAAACACUUUGCCUCGACAAGAACGCUGUUGUGAUUGAGCCAGACGCCUUCAGAGGCAUGACCACGCUCAGAUCUUUAAACUUGGACAGGAACAGAAUCCGUGACAUCGACCCUCGAUGGUUCCUCCCUCUGAAAACUCUCACUCAACUGUCUCUCAUGAAAAAUGAGAUCACCGAGCUGGAACCCAGCGUGUUUCACGCCCUGACCCAACUCGAGCAGCUCUACCUGCAGUUCAACCUGCUAAAAUCCCUCAAGAACCGCACCUUCAGUAAUCUGUUCAAGCUGCAGAGGCUGAGCCUUAGUUUGAAUAUUAUUUGUUUUAUUGAACCGGGAACCUUCCAGGACCUGAAAAACCUAAGAUUCCUUGACCUGAGUGGGAACCGUCUCAAGAGGGUGACUCCAUAUAUUCUGUCUGGCCUUGACACGCUGGUCCACUUGAUUCUGUACAACAACCGCCUCCAGUUCAGAUCCUAUGAAUCCCCCUUUAUCCAGCUAACUUCACUGGAGUAUCUGGAAAUGAGAUACCAGGGACCAGGAGGUGGCAUUGGUGACAUCGGACCAGAUUUCUUUAAAGGUUUACAGAAACUGCGAUGCAUAAACAUCGGAAACAGCGUCAAGAUGAACAUCCAUGCCGACGCCUUUGCUCCUCUGACCAGUUUGAAGAUCCUGUACAUAGAUGGAGUGGUUUUAAAGGAUAUCAACCUGACUGCGGUGCUAUUCCCACUAAAAAGCCUUUCAAAACUCAUGUUGAACAUGGCAGACCUGGACACUCUGCCAGCAAACCUCCUACCUCCGAAUAAUUCAUUGAGAAUUCUCCAAGUUUCGUCAAACCACAUCCACACGUUAAACAAGGAACUACUGGAUAAUCUGCCAGGACUGGUAUAUUUUGACAUUUCACAAAACCCACUAAGCUGCACUUGUGAUAACUCUUGGUUCAAGACCUGGGCUACAAACAAUGCCAAGACACAGGUGGUCUACCUGUACAACUUGCGGUGUGACAACAACAGGAGUUCGCGCCACCUGUGGCAGUUUGAUGACAAGGCCUGCUCCUACGAUCAGAUUUCUCUGAUGCUCUUCAUCACCUGUUCCACGACGGACGUGCUGUUGGUGUUUGCGUGUCUGGUUUGGCACACCCAGGGUCCUGCCCUGCGCCUCCUGCUGCUCAUGGCCAAAGCAAAGCUCAGAGGGAGGAAGAAGGGCGCGGGGGCUAAAUUCCAGUACGACGCCUUCAUCUCCUACAACUCCAGGGAUGAGGACUGGGUGAUGGGACAGCUGGUGCCUAACCUGGAGAGGCCAGCUCCUGGUGCACAGAGGCUCAAACUCUGCCUGCACCACAGAGACUUCCGGCCCGGCGCUGCGGUUCUGGAGAACAUCGAGGCGGCGAUCUACGGUUCUCGACAUACCAUCUGCGUGGUCACGCGCUCCUACCUGCAGAGCGACUGGUGCUCCGUGGAGUUUCAGCUGGCCAGUCUGAGGCUCCUGUGCGACGGGAGCGACGUCCUCCUGUUGGUGUUCCUGGAGGAGAUCCCCGAGCGCUGCCUGUCCCCGUACACACGGCUGCGCAGGAUUGUGCAUAAAAAGACCUACCUGCUGUGGCCGGAGAACCCCCAGGAGCAGGAGGCCUUCUGGGUCCGACUGAUGGACGCCUUGAGAGACAGAGAAGAGUCGAAGGAGGCGGGAGAAAUUGGAGGAGAGCAACGGCUGGCUCCAUAAAUCGGCUGCAGCAGCUACUUAAUCCUUACAAAAGUAGUUUUCUUUUUAAAACUAGUAUCAGCAAGGAGCAUAAGUGUACAUUUUGGGAUAGGAUGGGUCAUUGGAAAAUGUAAACACAGGGAGAUCCUUUCCAGACAAAUAUAACCCGGAUUUUAAUUGAUUUUAGGAGCAACGUUACGCUGCGUAAACGAGAUAUGCUGUAAAAAAAA